AUGGCCACUUACGAGGGAUCUGUUUACCCGGUAGCGUGGCUGGUCCUUGUGCUACCUGGCCCUCCGGACACUUCUCCCGCGUGCAAGCGCUUGCUGAUACGUCUCUUCAUCCGAGCAACAAAUGCUGGGAGUCUUGCACACUUCCUCUCUCACGUAAAUCCAGCCAUUACCGCCGCGCCUGUCUCGUUGUCUGCCAAAAACCCACAUGAUGGCGCUGAUAUUCGCGGAUUUCUGGAGUCUACCAUACAGAAUAGAACAAAGCUAUAUAUUUUAAGGAAGGUUGACAAUAUACAAAAUGCAAAUGCAAACCUGAAAAGUGGAAACGGAGUACGGAAGAGGAGGGCCGUUAGUCAGCAAGGAGGAGAAAUGGACACGGGUAACAGGGGAUACAAGAGGGCAGAGGUGAGAGCAGCUAGAAUAGACACGGGCACGGGGACACUAAGGCCUGUGUGGUCCAGCUUGGCUCGCGUUACUGCUCCAAAGUCACCCUCCUUCAAGUUCUCCCGGAAGGCGUCCUCGUCCUAUUCGCUCAAGCUCGAGCCGGUGAGGGCGGGCGGCGGGAAGAACAAGGGCCGAAGAAAGCCUGUGUCGACGCCCGCAUCCCCCAGUCGCGCACGGGAACCCCAGUGCACGUGUAUGACGGCCGAACAGUACGCCAGACUACGCGCUCAGGACCCCAGGUUCAGAGAGGAGAAUUGGCAAGAUGAGAAAUGCAUUAGAUGCAAGUGCAAGCAAGUCAUUGGUGAGCUCACAGAAAACGAAAUGUCGGAAAAUGAUAUUAAAGAGAACGGAUUCUUUGGCCAUAACGGGCACGUUCGGGCUGCCUCCGAUUCCCCGCCCGAAGUUUAUGAUAAUCUUCAGUUUGAGAGAAGUUCAUCGACUUUGCCACGCACGCAGCAAGGUGGGAGAGGGGUGGUUGAGGGCCCCAACGCGCGGACGGCUAAUCAUGGGGCAGCCCAUACCACAGCCACUACCACUACUACCACCACCCAGGCUGGCACAUGUGACACUAUGGCCUCACGCCGCGGAGGGGCUGACAAUUAUGGCACACUCAAGGUCUCUGGCAACCGCGAGGGCCGUCAGCCGCCGUCGCACCACGCCUCCCACGCCUCUCUUGUCCACAAGUCAAGCAACGUCGGUUCUCUCGCUCGCAAAGACGAAGGCUCUGCCGGCGUUGCCAAUGACCGCGCCAGCGAGAGCGCCACGGCCGGCAGCCGCGACAACCGCAGUCUCCGUGGCAGCCGCAGGGAACUCUCCUCCAAGAGCGUGGACUACUCCGAGAUGGACACAGUGCGGGAGACGGACACGCUGCGACGCCGCGCCCGGAGCAAGAGCACGGACGACGUGACAAAAGGUGACCGAGAUGACGACAACCUCACCCUCGAUAGCAAUACACUUAAGAAAAUGUUGAAGCCCAUGUCGUCAACAGAGUCGCCCGCAACCUCUCCCGAGUCAGGGCGCCGCCGAGCCAAUCGCGGGUUGGGGGGGCAAGGAGUCCCAAUGCGGGCUACCCUGACCAGGGGGGGCUCCACUGUCUCGUAUGCGGAGGGCUUCAAUUCUGAGCCCGACGCACCCCGCCCGCACCGCCUCACACCCUCCAGGUCGGCCAUGAGUGUGCUGGGCGGGGACGAAGGCAGCGGGGGCCGCAGGGGCCGUGGGUUCCGCCUGGACCUGGGGGAGCGUGAGUCCCCGCCAUCCGAUCACCAGCUGUUCGACCUGGGCUGCUACGCCACCACGCCCUCCUCAAGUAAUUCUGAUUUUGAGAAUAAUGUGGCAACUCCAAGUUCCCCGACCAGCCAGCUGCUGCAAGAAUAUGAAAUGCACCUGCGUAAUACCCUGGCUAAGGGGAUGGAUGCUGAGAGCUAUAGUCUGCAUACCUUUGAAGCCCUUCUGACACAGAGCAUGGAAAAUUUGGAAUCCAUCAUUGCGGAGUCACAGUCCCGUCCAUCUUCAAGUGGCACACCACAACAGUCCUCUAGUGGGACCCCUCGCCAGUCAGCAAUUCUGCGGUCCCCCCCAGCCCAUGGGUCAGGAACAACUAGAGAGUCAGCAGCGAAAGUAUAUGACCAAAGGCGGCGUGUGAAGUUGAUAAGCGAGAUCAAACGCAUUCACAAGAAAUACCAAGCUAAGCAGAGCUCUCCUUACAAUAGUGAAGAAAUAUCAAGUAUCCGUUCAAGCACCAAUGGAGUUGUUAAGUCAGAGAUUUUAGAACGAGCUGGAGCCAUGAAAUCAACUGCGAAACACAAUCAGCAGUACAUGUUAUUACAACAACAAAAACAACAGAUACAACAACAUUAUCACCAAAAAUUACUACAGCAGCAACAACAACAAAAACAACAACAGCAACAGUUACAACAACAACAGCAACAACAACAACAGCAACAACAACAGCAACAACAACAACAGCAACAACAACAGCAACAACAACAACAACAACAACAACAACAACAUCAACAACAACAACAACAUCAACAACAACAACAACAACAACAACUACAACAGUAUCAGCAGUUCCAGCAGCCUCAUGUUAAAGUACAUCCCCCUGCUGAGCCCGGGAAAAGGAGCCUCAACAAACACGGGAUGCUGCCAGCCAGUGCUCGAGGGUCAGAAAGAUCCUUACCCACAGCGACACUCCGAGAUGACCGUGAUCACAGUGGCUACUUUAGUGAUCGUAAUGACAGCUAUGGGAGUCGACGUGAUUUGUAUGACCGUGGCUAUAUGAGUGAUCAUGAACGCAGGUUCUAUGACAGACAAGAUAGCAUCCGGUCUGGCUACAUGAGUGACCGAGAGCGAGGCUACACCAGCGACAGGGACUCACGUGGCUACAUGAGUGACCGUGAGAGAGGCUACAUGAGUGACCGAGAACGGGGUUACAUGAGUGACCGAGAGAGAGGUUACAUGAGCGAUCGUGAGCGAGGUUACAUGAGUGAUCGCGAGAGAGGCUACACAAGCGACCGGGAAAGAGGCUACACAAGUGAUCGAGAAAGAGGCUACACAAGUGAUCGGGAAAGAGGCUACACAAGUGACCGAGAAAGAGGUUAUACCAGCGACCGUGAGCGAGGUUACAUGAGCGACCGAGAGAGAGGCUACAUGAGCGAUCGCGAACGUGGUUACAUGAGUGACCGCGAGAGAGGCUACAUGAGUGACCGAGAUUCACGAGGCUAUGCAAGCGAUCGUGAAAGAGGCUACGCCAGUGACCGUGGCGGCUACGGAAGCGACCGAGAAAGGGGCUACUCCAGCGACCGCGAGCACAAUGCCCUGGUUACUCAGGCCUCCAUGGAGAGUGCAGACUCGCGACUCUGCUACCUCACGUCUUCGGAGAUGUCAGAUGAUGACCGCAUGUCCCUGACGACGGCGGUGAGCGAGGACGAAGAAGGAGAGAGCGUGCACAACUCGCCCUACAAGGCCCCGCGCGCUGGCACGACCGCCGCGUCCUUCAAUUGCACCGGCGCCGUCAGGAAGGCUGGACUCCUUUGUCUCGUGGAUUCUGUAAUCCUGUUUAGACUUUCUCCGAAGGGCGACCCCGAGGCAGGUCGGCGCUGGUGCGAGAGCGCAGCCCCGCGGCUCUGUGUCUCCGAGGCUCGGUUUGGUACGUAUGGCUCUCGGUUCCUCGUGAAGACGAUUGCUAUAUCUUGUGGCAAUGGUCACCUCAUCCGCAGAGCUCUUUACAAUUCGUCCGCAUGUCCACAUUUCCACGCCAUCCAAGGGACUUCUCGUAUUCCAGGUACGAGGAACACUUCUGUAUCAAUUGCCCAUAGACUGGAGGCCAUUUUGCAACGUUUGUUUCGUGCAGUUUUCCCUGGAGUUCAGAUUGUUCAUGAUUUUUAUGUUGACCUUUCAGCCUUUGUUCCGCACCGGUCUUCAAAACGAUACAUCAUAUCCUUCCGCACCGAUGGAAGCUGUGUGUAUUUCAUCCCCACAGGAUCUUCACAGGCCCGGCCAAGUCCAGACAACUCACACGAAUCCUCUUCUUAUCCCAAGCUGUCUUAUCCUAUCACGAAAUACUUCACCGUUCAAGCGUUCGAAGUUUCCAGGACACGUCGUGUGUACUCCAGGUUUCGUGACUCGAUGUUUGACUACACCUCAAAGGGUUUGCGCUUAGUUGCCCGGAAGCCAAAUGGCAAAAUUGGUUCCCAAGUUGGGCCAACUAUCCAAUACUGCGUUCCAUAUAUUGUCCCAAACACCAGCGCCACAGCUUGUCUCGGCCGAACAGCUGUGCCAGAGCGCAGUAGCUUAUCCGAACAGGGACAGCCGCACAGUCGCCACAGCUAA
Penaeus indicus is the source of this 4272-nucleotide messenger RNA. Its product is annotated as homeobox protein prospero-like. The record is from RefSeq and is a predicted model, not a curated record. Lineage: Eukaryota; Metazoa; Arthropoda; Malacostraca; Decapoda; Penaeidae. The transcript has 23 exons. Bases 1 to 4272 code for a protein of 1423 amino acids.